Messenger RNA from Drosophila takahashii, 2554 nucleotides. Its product is annotated as colorectal mutant cancer protein. NCBI's taxonomy places the organism in Eukaryota, Metazoa, Arthropoda, Insecta, Diptera, Drosophilidae. The record is from RefSeq and is a predicted model, not a curated record.
CCCAGUCUGGGUAUACAUUUUCUGAUAAGAAUGCAAAGUUUUGAGUUUUUGAAUUAAAAAUGCCUUAGUUAACAACCAGCAAGUGCCAUGUAGAAUUAACCCAGUGCUACAGAGAGCAGGAAUGGAGCAGCAAUCAAAAGUAAUCACCAAGGGGCCCCAAUCAGGCCAAUUCUAGUCCGGGAGGAGCAGCCCAUCCCAGCCAGAUAUCAGGAUGUCCAACGAUGUGCAGGUGGCCCGAGUGGCCAAGAUAGCCGCCACCGAUGUGCCGCGACGCAGCGGCAAGCAGCGCGACUCCAGCGGAUUCCAGGGCAAUCACAGCGAGGAUUUCGAGUAUGUCUUCGGGAGCAUUUCGCCGCGCGGAGGAGGUCCUGGCGCCAGGCACUUGGUGGGAUCCUGCGACCUGGACUCCCCGGAGCACACGCAGCGGGACACUACGGAGAGCGACAACAACAUCUCCAGCUGCUCCACGCUAGACAUUGUCAACAAAGUUGAGCAGCUAUCGGUGCAGCAGCUGGAGAACCGGGUGCGCGAACUCACCCAGCGCCUGCAGCAGGCCGAAAGGCAGCUCACGGAGAGCAACACGGAGCGGGAGAUUUGCCACAAGCGGCUGGAGGUGGUCAGCCAGGCGCACGAGUGCCGCAUCACCGAGAUGCACUGCGUCAUAGCGGAGCUGAGCAAGAAACUGCGCAGCAAGCAGGAUCACAUUAUCAUGGAGGAACAGGAACCGGAGGGUAGUGAACUGAGUUUUCAGGAGGGUUCUGUCUACAACUCCGAGCUCAAUCUCACCAAUCCCGAUGCCGAGUGCCAGACGGAACCCCUGGAGGAUCUCGAGGGCGCCUACAGCACCACAAGUGUGGGUCAGAUGGGCCACAAGCCGCAGGAACUCAGCCACAAGGGCCAAGUGGAGGCCUUGCAGGAGGAGGUGCUGCAUUUGAGGGCCCAAAUAGCCCUGCUUCAGUCCGAGAUUUCCACCAAGGAGGCCGCCGUGGUCGAGGAACAGACCAAAGUGGCCUUCUUUGGCUGCGAAACGGAGGUCAACGAAAGCGGACAGCGCCUCAAUGAUUUGAAUUCUUGUGUUUCCCUGACCAGCCCGCAGAAACGUGUGCCCGCCGUGCCGAAAAUGGCCGAACGGGUCAAGUUGCGCUGCGCCAGCAAACAGGAAUCCGCUGAAGCUCCCGAGCACACAUCUCUAAGCAACGAGGAGCACAUUAACCUGGUGGAGCACUUGGUGUGCGAGCUAAAAGAGCAGAACCUCUUCAUGGAAAGCUUCAUGGAGCCCCUGCAGCUGAGCAGGGAAUUGGAGCGACUGCAGCGGCGUGUGGAGCACUUGGAGAUGCGGAACACCAUGUUGGCACUGACGCUGGACGAGUGCAAGGAGCACACGGAGCACCUGUAUCUGCUGUGCGGCAAAUACGAGUCCAAUGCGGUGGCCCUUCAACUGGCGCUCAACUGCAGCGAUCGGGCAAUCGAGGCGUACGACGUGAUGCUGGCUCUGCUGGAGAGCAAGUUGGCUCUACUCGGUGAGAAGUCAGCGGCGGCGGAGGAGAGUCGCCGAUCUGUGGAGGCGGUGGCAAGGCAUCUGCUAGCUCGACUAGACAGUGAGAAGAACGUGUGCGAGAAUAGUUUGGGACCUUGGCAACACAACAUCAAUUUAAGCACUGAAGAUACCCCCAAGAUUGGCCGCUCCUGGUGCCCCGACGACGACAAUCGUCUGCGCUACCACGUCUCCAAGCUGAAGGGACGUCGAUCGAGUGUCCAGCACACCAUCGUCAGUCUGGAGUCGCCCUUCAGCGAUAUUUACGAGCGGAAGCGUCUCGCCUUGGAGAAGGAGCACGAGCUGCGCAGCGAGGACAAGAAGUCACCCAUCGAUCUGGAGACGGCGGUGAUUAUGCAGGAAUUGCUUGAGCUGCGCGAUGCGAAUCUUCAGCUGAAGUCGAAAAUGGAGGAAGCGGAGAAGGAGCGGCAGAAUGCCAACGAGCGUGUGGGCAUCCUUCAUGAAGCCCUGAAGCAGCUGCAGGCCAGCAAUCGGGUGUCCUACUCGGAGGCAGAGCACGCCACCCUCACGGAGCAGCAGUUGGUCGAGGCUCUGACGCGGGAAACGGAGCUCAAGAGCCGCAUCCAGACGCUGUUGGCCAAUGUCACCGCCUCGCAGAAGGCCUCCGACGAGAAGUACGAGCAGCUGCACCAGAAUGUGCGAGAACUCCAGAAGUCCAACCAUAAUCUGGGACAAAUGUUGGAGCACAGCAAGCGCAAGUACCAGCUGCGGGUGAGGAAGCUGGAGCAGAAGAUCGUUGACCUGCGACUGGACUACGAGCAGGGACACAAUCAUGUACCCGAGACGACUUUGUAGGCCCAGGAGGACUGGGCAACUGGACGAGGAGCGGGCGCGCUUGUCACAUAUCCCGCAAAAGAUCUUUCCCUCUCGAUCAUAUCGCUUAGUUUACCCCCAACGCAAUGCCCCCAACCGAGUCUACAGUUGCCCCUGGAACACCGACAUGAUGAUGAACGAGACAGUAUCACGAAUGUGCCAUGAUAACUAACUUGCAGCCAGCUG